AUCAGUUGUACGCCUCUUAUGAUCAAAAUCAAUAUGAGAAAUGAAAUACAAGGCCAGAGGUGUCUGAAAUAACAAAAUAGCCUGUAGUAAUUUACAUGAUUGGGUUGCCUGUGGUUUUGUUCUGCCGAAUCAGCCAAGAUGGCGGCCAUCGAACGUUUACGAAUGUGGUGUGUGGACGAAUUAUCAAAAAUUACAGAUUGUGGAGAGGAGAUAACAGAUUAUAUCCUACACAUGGACAACAUAGAGGACGUGAAGGAAUAUCUGGGUGGUUUUUUAGGCCAGGAAAACCCAAAACAAAUUGAAUUUCUAAACAUUUUGGUACAAAGGUUGAACGAAAUUAAUCCAGAAUUUGAGAGGGCUGGUACAUGGGUUAGGAAGGAGAAACUUGAAAAGGAGACUUCUCCGACGAAAGGGAACAGCAAAGCGGAUAAGAAGAUAGUAGAGCAAGAGAAAAAGAAGUCGACAAAGUUUGUGCCGCUAUAUAGUAAAGAGGGAGAAGCAAGGAGUUCAGUUCGCUUGCCGGGCAGACACCCUUGCGAGUGCUUAGGCCAAAAACAUGGACUUGUGAAUAAUUGCACGAGCUGUGGGAGAAUAGUUUGUGACCAGGAAGGGGCAGGGCCUUGUUACUUUUGCGGUGCGCUUGUCUGCUCCCGUGCCGAGCAAGAGAUCAUCGCUAGGGAAUCCAAAAAGAGUGCAAAACUCCUAAAGCAGUUGAUGUCUCAGGAGUUUUCAGAAGAAGUAAAGUCUCAAGGAAGGAUGGGUACAAGUAAUGGCAAGGACCUGCAAGGGUUAGACAAAGCCAUAGCCCACAAGAAUAAGCUUUUGGAAUAUGACAAGACAAGCGUGUGCCGAACCAAGGUGAUCGAUGACGAGUGUGAUUACUUUUCAACUGAUGGGAAUAAAUGGUUGUCAAAGAAAGAGAAGGAACAGUUAACGGUGAAAGAAGAAGAGUUACGAGCCAAGCGGCAUGGCUCUCGAAGAGACAUGAAGAUUACUCUGGACUUCGCAGGGAGACGUGUAGUCGAGGAGAACUCAACAUUCGACAUGUAUGGCCAAGACCCUGACCUCCCAGUGCUAGCGUCAGGCUACUAUAGUACGCAGAGUAACAAAGAGAAUGUGAGUAUAGGGAAUGAGCAAGCUUUCCCAGAACUGAACUUGAAGUUUAUUUCCUCUGGUGGAAAGCAGGCCAAGUCUAAAGUUCUCAAAACAGAAAACAAUAUCAGGAAGUUAAGAGUGCAAGAUCGAGAGCUGCAAGAGAUGAGUGAUGCAGGUUUGUGCCUCAGCAUGCAUCAGCCAUGGGCAUCACUGCUUGUGCUUGGAAUCAAGAGAGUGGAGGGUAGAUCUUGGUAUACUGCACACCGGGGAAGACUCUGGAUUGCUGCUACUGCUAAAAAGCCUUCAGCAGAUGAGAUAUCAGGGGUAAUAGGCAUGUACAGGGAGAUGAACCCGGACUCAGGGGUACACUUUCCUAAGGAAUACCCCACAGGCUGCCUUCUAGGAUGUGUUGAUCUUGAGGAUUGUCUGUCACAAGAAGAGUACCGAGAGAGAUGUCAGGACUCUGAUCACACAGAAUCAAGCUCUCCGUUUGUGUUUAUUUGUGAGAAUCCUCAGCAAUUGGUGUUGAAGUUUCCUGUGAAAGGUCAGCAUAAGAUUUGGAAGUUGGAGUCUGGCAUGCACAAGGCGGCAAAGCAGGGGAUCGCCAGGGUGUAGUGCCAUUAGUGUGUAGGUGCCACAGGAUUAGUUUGUAAAAGAAACAUUGAAUAUUUGAUUGCAAUUGGUUAUGCGGUUGAGAUUAUGCAUGUGAUAUCAUGUAAGAUGCCUAUAGCGGAUACCAGAAGCAACAUUCCAUUUGAAAUUGUUCUGUGUUCUGGGAUUCAAGGCACUGCUCCCAAUCACUCCAUAAUGUUUAUAUAAGAGAUUGAAAAAAUAUAAAAAUAAAUGUUAAAAACUGCCAAA
Molecule: messenger RNA, 1956 nt
Organism: Nematostella vectensis (starlet sea anemone)
Lineage: Eukaryota; Metazoa; Cnidaria; Anthozoa; Actiniaria; Edwardsiidae
Product: activating signal cointegrator 1
Exons: 1
Coding region: 139-1710 (523 amino acids)
Biological process (GO): positive regulation of DNA-templated transcription
Cellular component (GO): nucleus
Molecular function (GO): zinc ion binding; transcription coactivator activity
Source: RefSeq, a predicted model, not a curated record